Sungouiella intermedia is the source of this 2340-nucleotide messenger RNA. The record is from the annotation of a GenBank genome assembly. NCBI's taxonomy places the organism in Eukaryota, Fungi, Ascomycota, Pichiomycetes, Serinales, Metschnikowiaceae.
AUGUCAACUGUACUAAGAAACCGUGUAUGUCGAGUAUGUGGUAACGAUAAGUUCACCAGAGAUCUUCUGGCACCAUCCGGAGAUGUUUCAUGUAUGAACUGUGGUUCCGUGGUUGAGGAGAACCCUAUUGUAUCGGAAGUUCAGUUUGGUGAAUCUGCUAGUGGUGCCGCCAUGGUGCAAGGUGCCAUGGUGGGUGCUGACCAGGUUCGUGCAAAUUUCACCAUGAGAAAUGCCAUGGAAAGUCGUGAACAGACCUUGUUGAACGCUAAGAAGAAGAUCAGAAAGAUUGCCAGUGUCAUGAGAAUCCCAGACUACAUUGUUGACUCGGCCAGUGGCUGGUUCAAGCUCGCCUUAGUACAUAACUUUGUUCAAGGUCGUCGUUCACAAAAUGUCAUUGCUGCCUGUUUAUAUGUUGCAUGUCGUCAUGAGAAAACUCACCACUUGUUGAUUGAUUUCAGCUCCCGAUUACAGAUCUCCGUGUAUUCGCUAGGUUCGACCUACUUGAAACUUGUACGGACCCUUCAGAUUCAAAAACUUCCAAUCGCAGACCCAUCGCUCUUUAUACAGCAUUUUGCUGAUAGACUUCAGUUUGGAGAUAAGACUGCUAAGGUAUGUAAAGAUGCCACUAAGCUCGCACACAGAAUGUCCCUGGAUUGGAUAUAUGAGGGCCGUAGACCUGCUGGAAUAGCAGGUGCAUGCGUGUUGUUGGCUGCUAGAAUGAACCAGAUCAAUAGAAGCCAUGCAGAAAUUGUCGCAGUGGCUCGUGUGGGAGAAGAGACGAUUCAGAAGAGGCUUAACGAGUUCAGAAAUACGAAAUCUGCAGACUUGAACAUCUCUGAUUUUCGUGAUUCCGAGCAUGUCGAUCCGUCCUUGCCUCCCUCAUACAACAAGAAUAGAGUCAUCGAAAAGAAGAUCAGGGACAUCUUGCAAAAGCGGGAGUCGACGCUUAAAAGAUUCAAAGAUCUUGUCAGUGACAAGGAAUUGAUUGCAAAGUGGCAGGUUGCAUUGAAAUCCAAGGAAAGCGAAGCCGCUGAGAAUGAACCUUCCGCUGGGCAGGAGUCUGGUGAAGAUAGAGUUUCGGACCCUGGUGAAACUGACAAUCAUGUUGGAGAAGGACAAGAGAGUGUAGCAGCAGAGGAUCAAGCAUUGACACAGCAAGAACCGGAAGUAUCCGCAGAGGCUCCUGUUCAAGUCAAUGACUCAGAAGCUACUAAAGAUCAAGCAGAGAAGCCAGAAACUACGAAAGAUCAAGCAGAGAAGUCAGCAAUUACAGAAGCUCAGACAGAGAAUUCAGAGACUGCAGAAGUUCAGACAGAGAAUUCAGAGACUGAUCUAGCAGAGAAAAAAGAAACUACCGAAGCUCAAGAAGAUGAAGUCGAAGACUCAGCACAGUCUGAAGACGAAGACGAACAGUUGUUUGUUGACACAGAAGAAGAACUCGACGACGAAGAACUGGAAUAUGAAAGCCGCCCAAGUAGUCGAUCUGAUCUGGCCUACCAUCAAAGCUCAUCAUCCAACAUUCCCACACUGACACGAGUGUUGCGCCCUCGCAAUGUCAAAUCUAACACAGAAGAGAAGGCUACUAGUUUAGGUAGACUUGACAGCAUAAAGAGCACGAGGAGCAGAAGAUCGAAAUCAGCAAAUGAGACUUCUCAGGAGCGUAUUUCAAAACUCGAGGGAACGAAAGAAAUUAGGGAGAAGGAUGAGACGCGUGAGGAAUCGCUUUUGCGAGCUGUUUUAGAUGGUGGCAGCUUCAAAGAACACGAGAUUGAAGAAACGUUGGACCGAUUUCUUAAAUUGACUGACGAGUCUAUUGCCAAGGCCAAUGAAUCCAUUUCGGAUCCUGGUCUCACUGUUGCUGAUGAGGAGAAAGCUGAAGAAGAACGAAUCGCAAAGAAUAGGCCACGUAAUUUGGUUGCCGCAAACGAAUCUACGGCGGAUUUGCUCCAGAAAGUUCGUGACGAUGUGGAACUUGAUGAAGACGAUGAAGAUGAAUACACCCGCAGCAUUAUGCUCCUGGAAAAAGAGAGAGAGGAGAAGGAGCGCAUCUGGAUUGCGAUCAAUUACGACUUUUUAAUUGCACAGGAAAAGAAGAGAUUGAAAGUAGAGGCGGAUGAAUUGACAGGAAACACAUCUGGGCAGCCGAAAAAGCGUCGGAGAAUCAAAGAACAAAAUGUGGAUUCUGUUAUCAACGACCCUGCAGUGGCAGAUGCUAUGAAACAGAUCGGAGAGGAUGGACGAGCCAUGACGCCGGCCGAGAGCGCCAAACAGAUCUUCCACAAAAAAUCCUUCUCAAGAAAAAUCAACUACGGAAGUAUUACGGAGUUGUUCAAUUCAUAG